CGUGACUUUCCUGGAAUCACCAUCUAAAAUGUCAACUGGCUGCUGCCAAAUCAUAGGAAAUAGUAAACAAAACGACCAGUUGCUUCUCUCUGCUCAAAUUAUGCCCAUCUUCUCUCCAUCGAUUCUCUUUACUUCCUCCAUGAACCAACACCGCCCCUAAACGCUUUCUCCAUGUCCCUUCUCUACCGCUAUCAGCUGCCUUUCUUCUUCUUCACAUUUCUAUUUCUCUCUUUAACCUUAACCCUCGCCCAAAACGACACCGUUCCAUGCCCGCUCGACUUCAGUGUCAUUCGCAAUCUCGUCGCCGACUCCAAACCCGCCUCUGUUCCACCUUCCCAGGAAUGCCAGUACGUCAAGCAAGGUCUGCGACUCGUCCUAUCCUACUAUCUCCAGCGUACUAAUAACUUCUUGCCUCCACUCGACUCAGCGGAGUCCUGUUGGCGCGCUUAUGAGAAAUUUCUCGAUGAUUUUAGGCCCAAUUAUGAUGUUCGAUCCUCUUGUGGCUUUAACACUAGCUGGAUCUCUCAAGGGUGUAUGAACAUCACCACUAGAUCGCAAUACGAGUCCUUGAUUCCCAAAUCGUCGUUAGACGAUGUCGUUUCUAACUGUAAUCAGUCGUUUGAGAAUAAUUCUCCUUGCGCUGCUUGUACCGCCAGCUUGUCGAAACAACAGGCUUCGUACUUAGACGGAACGUCUAUCGGGAACUUGUCGGACUGCCAAGCUUAUCCGUCGAUUUAUGCGGCGGCUUUUGCUAACAGGUAUGGCCCCACUGAUACAGGUACUGCAAAGUGUAUGUUUUUGCUUGAUUUUGUCCCAAAGAAUUCACGUCGUACAAAGAAGAAGAAAGUUUUGAUUUUGCUUUUUCCUAUUUCGGGUGUUGGGUUGUUGAUAAUAAUUGGUGGGUGUUGGUUUUUGAGGCGAAGGUUUAAGCGUUUGAGGAAGAAGAAGAAUGGGGAAAGAAUUAGUGGGAGAGAUGCGAUGAGUUUCGGAUUGGAGUCUAUUAAAGAAAGUACUACGCUAGUUGAAUACAAUUUUGAUGAGAUAAGGAAGGCAACUAAGAAUUUUUCUAGGGUUUAUAUCAUUGGAAGAGGAGGAUAUGGAAAUGUGUAUAAAGGUGAAUUGCCUGAUGGGUCUCAGGUAGCUUUGAAAAGGUUCAAGAAUUUAUCAGCUGCUGGUGAUGCUAGUUUUAUUCAUGAACUUGAGGUUAUUGCAAGUGUGAGGCAUGUAAAUCUUGUUGCUUUGAGAGGUUAUUGUACUGCUACUACUCCAUUUGAGGGUCAUCAAAGGAUAAUUGUGUGUGAUUUGAUGACGAAUGGGAGUUUACACGACCAUUUGUUUGGUUCUGCAAAGAGAAAGCUCAGUUGGCCUAUUCGGCAGAAGAUUGCGCUGGGGACAGCAAGAGGAUUAGCUUAUUUGCAUUAUGGAGCUCAACCAGCAAUCAUUCACAGAGAUAUUAAAGCCAGCAAUAUACUUCUGGAUGAAAGUUUUGAGGCUAAGGUAGCAGAUUUCGGGCUGGCAAAGUUUACGCCAGAAGGAGCAACACAUUUAAGCACAAGAGUAGCUGGGACUAUGGGAUAUGUUGCUCCUGAGUAUGCUCUGUAUGGGCAGUUGACAGAGAGAAGUGAUGUCUAUAGUUUUGGAGUUGUACUUCUUGAGCUUUUGAGUGGAAAGAAGGCACUCACUAUGAGUGAUAACACUCAGCCUGCUCUUGUGACUGAUUGGGCAUGGUCAUUGGUAAAGAAAGGGAGAACUUUAGAUGUUAUUGAAGAUGGUAUGCCUGAAUUAGGCCCACAAGAAAUGUUGGAGAAGUAUGCAUUGAUUGCAGUUCUGUGUUCUCAUCCACAAUUAUAUGCUAGGCCAACUAUGGAUCAGGUGGUGAAAAUGCUGGAAACCGAGCAGUCAAUUCCAGCAAUCCCUGAUAGACCAAUUCCACUCAUAGCCGAUAUGGAUGAUAUUGAGAAAUCUGUGAGUAGUAGUUUCUCAGGUCAGCUGUCUAGUUCUGCUGGCUACCAACCAUAUACGCUGGAGAGUGGUCACCCUUCUAGCCACAAGGAGGAAAGGUCCAGUUCAGACUCUAGACCAGUAGAAUUAUUGUUGUAAAUUAUGUAGUUUGGCCUGAGAGUGUAUAAUUUGAGCUCUCUUGUUUGGCAUAUGUUCUACCUGAUCUGUUUCUCAGUUUAGAUGACUUAAGACUUUGGAGUCACAAGUCUCAACUCCCAUUGUAAAGAUACAUUUUUAAUGGAAUUUGAUUCUUUUGAAGAUA
Messenger RNA from Jatropha curcas, 2263 nucleotides. RefSeq names its product receptor-like kinase in in flowers 3 (gene RKF3). NCBI's taxonomy places the organism in Eukaryota, Viridiplantae, Streptophyta, Magnoliopsida, Malpighiales, Euphorbiaceae. The record is from RefSeq and is a predicted model, not a curated record. Gene Ontology annotation, molecular function: protein kinase activity; ATP binding. Gene Ontology annotation, biological process: protein phosphorylation.